Molecule: messenger RNA, 509 nt
Organism: Periophthalmus magnuspinnatus
Lineage: Eukaryota; Metazoa; Chordata; Actinopteri; Gobiiformes; Gobiidae
Gene: rpl14
Product: ribosomal protein L14
Exons: 6
Coding region: 58-471 (137 amino acids)
Biological process (GO): translation; ribosomal large subunit biogenesis
Cellular component (GO): cytosolic large ribosomal subunit; ribosome
Molecular function (GO): RNA binding; structural constituent of ribosome
Source: RefSeq, a predicted model, not a curated record
UGUGGUAUCUGCGCAGACCGGAAGCUGUCACGUCCUUUCUGCUCCCGGACAGCCAUCAUGGUGUUCACCCGCUUUGUUGAGAUUGGCCGCGUUGCUUACGUCUCCUUUGGACCCCAUGCUGGCAAACUGGUGGCCAUUGUAGAUGUCAUCGACCAGAACAGGGCUCUUGUAGAUGGACCUUGCACAGGUGUGAAGAGGCAAGCCAUGCCCUUCAAGUGCAUGCAGCUCACAAACUAUGUGAUCAAAGUCCCCCACAGUGCUCGACAGAAGUUUGUCAGGAGAGCCUGGGAGAAGGCCCAGAUCAACGAGAAGUGGUCAGAAACCAGCUGGGCCAAGAAGAUCGAGGCAAAACAGAAGAGGGCCAAAAUGACGGACUUCGACCGCUACAAGGUCAUGAAGGCCAAGAGAAUGAGGAACAAGAUUAUCAAGCAUGAAGUGAAGAAGCUUCAGAAGGAGGCUGCAAAGAAAUGAACAGAUUUUCCAAAAAUAAAGUCCUGAUAAAUUCUUAA